Messenger RNA from Haplochromis burtoni (Burton's mouthbrooder), 3563 nucleotides. RefSeq lists its product as uncharacterized. The transcript has 8 exons. Gene Ontology annotation, cellular component: cytosol; cytoplasm. Gene Ontology annotation, biological process: peptidyl-lysine methylation. The record is from RefSeq and is a predicted model, not a curated record. Lineage: Eukaryota; Metazoa; Chordata; Actinopteri; Cichliformes; Cichlidae. The coding region runs from base 214 to 1950 and encodes 578 amino acids. Gene Ontology annotation, molecular function: protein-lysine N-methyltransferase activity.
GUGUGAGUCUGCUUCUACGUGUGUUCUGCUCCGGGAUAUUGCUUGUGUUUAUUUCUCAUGGGUACUGCUCUAAAAAUAUCACCGUGCCCUUGUGAUGAUGAUGGGUGUGUCCUGGAGGAUGCUCUAUAACACCUCAGUCCGAGGUCUCUGUGAUGCAUUCGGGUGGCUCCUGAGAUCUUUCUCAAAUUUGAAGCUUGCAAAAGAGCAUUUUAUAUGGAUACUUUGUCCACAACCUCUGUGGAAGAAACCAUGUAUAUGGGAAGUGAAGAAGAAGAAGAAGAUGAGGAGACAAAUGGAAGUGAAGAGGAGGACAAAGAUGAUUCGCAAACAGAUCAGUCAUCUGUAGGGAAGCAGCAGAGACCAGCCUGGGCUCCAUGUUUCUUCUACAGAGCUGGGAAAGAGGUGUACAACUAUGUCGGCCAGGAGAUCAUCAUUCAAGAGGCUCUGGACUCGUAUGCUGGCAUGAUAUGGCCGGCAGGGUUGGCUCUCUGUCAUUACCUGGACACUCAUCGAGAACAGAUCAAUCUCGUGGAUAAAGCAGUCCUGGAGAUCGGAGCAGGAACCGGCCUUGUGUCUGUCGUAGCAGCACUCCUUGGUGGCUGGGUCACAGCCACAGACCUACCAGAGGUCCUGAACAACCUGAGGGUCAAUUUGUGCAGGAAUACCAGGGGCCACUGCAGACACACGCCCCAGGUAGCAACUUUGUCAUGGGGCUAUGACCUGGAGCGCACUUACCCAUCAUCGAUCUACCACUACGACUACGUGCUAGCAGCCGAUGUGGUCUACCAUCAUGACUUCCUGGAUGAGCUCCUGGUCACCAUGAAGCAUUUCUGCAAACCGGGAACAACUCUAAUCUGGGCCAACAAGGUCAGGUUUGAGUCUGACUUGACUUUCACUGAGAACUUUAAAAAGGCCUUUAACACAAGCUUAUUGGCCGAGGAUGGAGAGAUGAAGAUCUUCAUGGCAACAAGUAGAGAAGGAGAGGAAUGUUUUAGUGAUGUCAUGCUGGAAGAUCCGCUGAGACAGAAGGAGGGGAAAGAAAGGAAGGAGAUUGAAGAUAAAGAUAAAAAGGGGAAAGAAAAGCUUGUGGAGCAAAAAUCCAAUGAGGAUGACUUGAACGAUCAUGAAAAAAUAAGUUAUGAUGAAUUACCAGAAAAAACCAACAUGUUAGAGGAUGAAAGAGAAAAUGAAAAGGAAGACAAUACUGAGUGUGAAGAAGAGGAGAACACGGUGGAGGUCCUCACAGAUGAGAAGGCUCAACCAGAGGACACAGAUUCCAGUUCUGAAGAUAUAACAGGACAGGAGAUUAAGAAAGAGACAGCUCUAAAACAGAACUGGAUCCCCAGCAUCGGCUGCAGCAUUGCUAAAGAUAUCUAUCAUUAUGUAGGGGAGGAUAUCGUUAUUUAUGAAUCCAUAGACUCUUUUGGAGCAAUGAUGUGGCCAGCGGCGUUGGCUUUGUGCUCCUUCCUGGAAAACAACAGGCACAUGGUGAACCUGAAGGGGAAGGAAGUGCUGGAGCUGGGAGCAGGGACAGGACUAGUAACCAUUGUGGCCAGUCUGCUGGGAGCUUCGGUCACAGCCACAGAUUUGCCAGAGAUUUUAGGGAAUCUCCGGGCUAACGUGAUAAGGAACACCAGAAACCGCUGCAGACACACGCCCCAGGUGGUUGCUCUGCCAUGGAGCUACGACCUGGAACGCACCCACCCAUCAUCGAUCUACCACUACGACUACAUACUGGCAGCUGAUGUGGUCUACCAUCACGACUUCCUGGAUGAGCUCCUGGUCACCAUGAAGCAUUUCUGCAAACCGGGAACAACUCUAAUCUGGGCCAACAAGGUCAGGUUUGAGUCUGACUUGACUUUCACUGAGAACUUUAAAAAGGCCUUUAACACAAGCUUAUUGGCCGAGGAUGGAGAGAUGAAGAUCUUCAUGGCAACAAGUAGAGACUGAAAGGCCAAAGAGGUGUGGAUAGAUUUCCUGAGACACUCCCAUGGGAUAAGCCAUUGAAGUGUACGAAUUGCCAGCAAUUCAAUUGAAAUGAUCCAGUGUUUACUAAUGCUGCUAUGAGCUUGAACUAAAAUUUGUUACCUGCUGUUUUAUACAUGUUGGUGGGGGAUAAAAGAAAAAUCUGAGGAGAUGAGUGUGAGUUUGGAUCUGCUGUGGCAGUGACGUUUGCUAAACAAAUGUUCGGAUACCAAAUUCAAGGAUGCUGAAAAUGUGUUGUGAAAAUCAUCUGCCUUCUAUGGUGCAGUCCCUUUCUAGACUCAUUAGACACUUUCUCGGGGGUGCGUGUUACACUGGUUGACAAUAACCUUCAUAUAGGAAAAUUUUCUAUAUCAUGCUGAUAACACACAUCCUGUACACUUUUGCAGAGUUAUAUUACAUCCCCCAACACUCUAUACUCAUAUUUUGUAAUUAAUACUUAAAUAGAGUCAAUACACACUUACCUACCACUUUAUUACUGGGUUGGACCCACUUUUUUUUCGUCAGAACUGCUUUAAUUCUUCAUGGGAUAGAUUUAAACACCUCUCAGAGAUUUUGUUCCAUGUUAACAACAACCACUCUGCAACUAUUUGAGCUUUGGGACAUUGUGGAUUAUCCCGAUAGAAGUUAACAUCAGAAGACAGGUACACUGUGGUCAUAAAAGAGUCAAUACUUAAGUUGUGCUGUUAAAAAUAUCCUCCACACCAUUACACCACCACUAGCUUAAACCAUUGAUCCAAAGUAGGAUUCAUGUUGUUUACAUCUCAUUUUGACCCUAAACAUCACAGCAGAAAUCCAGACGUUUUUACAAUCUUCUGUUGUCCAAUUUUGGUGAAUCCAUGUGAGUAGCCUCAGUUUCCUGUUCUUAGCCAACAGGAGUAGUGGUGGUCUUCUGCUACUGCUUCAAGGUUUGACAUGCUGUGUGUUCAGAGAUGCUCUUCUACAUACCCUGGUUUUAAUGGGUGAUCGGCAUCCCAACAACCUAACAUAUUCACUUUCCCCCCCCAAAAAUCAGACUUUUUAUCCUUGAAGGCCUAUAAAUAGUCAGUUUACUGCAGAUGGUUUUGUUGUUGUUUAGACUUGAACUGUCUUUUAAGAUGACUUUUGGCCAUCUUUUUCCUCAGAUGGUAGUAUAAGAGGCAGCUUCUCAGAUGUAAAGAUUUUCUCUUAAAUAUACUGUGUUUGGGAUAAAACAAAUCAUCUGAACAGGACUCACUGGGCUGUGGGGUAUGGAGGGCCAUAAGUGCCAAAAGGAAUUAUAUUAAACACACCAUUAAAGAAUUGUGAUUAAUUAAAAUUGGAAGUAGACAAAUGUCAAACAAGUCAAAUAUUUAGUCAGAAUGUCAUUAAAAUAGGAAAAAAAAUAUUAAAUGGCUUAAAUGAAGUGAAUUGAAAUUGAACUUUUUUCCCCAAUUUUAAGUAUUUAUUUUAUUCAUGUUCGGCUCUCUCGGCCCUCCACAGUAAGUAUAAAGAAGCUAUGAAAUGUCUUUUUUUGGCAUGUCAGCUGUACCGUUUUUAAGUCUCUUUUGCUGUAUGUGCAAGUGAUGCUCAGUGAACACGUGAAUUCUUCCAAAUAUUUU